AUGAAUUCAAGUACUCGGAUCGCUAAUGUGCCCUUGAAAGCUGACACCUCUCGUAGUGAGUUGACCUCUAGCACCAAUGGGGCCCGGAAACCCGACCGACAGCAGGCAAUCGCCUUCCUGAAGGGUGAGCUACCCUCGACCAACGAAUUUGCAAAGACCCAAUCAGAAUUGGACGACCAAGCGCUCGAUCAUUUGAUCAAGUUUGUGGCGAAAGCGGUGAAUGAGAGUCUUCAAGCACCACAAGCAUCGUCAACCGAUCUACCAGUAACGCCGGCCGCAGACCUUACAGCUGCCACUUCAACUACUGGGAAUUUGUCCACAUUCACACAAAACACAAACGUGACAGGUGUUAAUUUGGCCUCUGCGCAAUCACCAAGUCCAACAGGUGCAAGUUUGGCAGGUACUCCAUCAUCAUUUCUUGUGACUAUGAUGGGCACAUUGCAAUUGUUGCCCGAGAGCGACAACCUUGGUGUGAACAAAAGCAUAAUAACCCCUUCACAGGUGGCAACAGCUGAUACUGAGCCCUCCAAAAGGCCAAAGAAAGCUAAAACGUUGAGGGGUGCUCCUGAGGGGGAACUACCAACCAUAAUGAACUCAACAACACCAAGAACAACUUUGAUUCACAACUUCGAUUCAAGUCGCCACAGUGAAUCAUCUGGGUCACCCCCAACACAACCUAAGCCAAAGAACAGAGAACCCUCUUCAACCAUCCCAUCUCCUACUCCGGGCCAGGCUCCUCUAUCUGCUCUUUCAAUGGCGGACGAUGUACACUCCCCAAAAAAGCGCAUCCAGUUCGCUAAAACAUCAAGUACAGUAAACACAAAACGCCCUCCAAAGACGGUGACAUUUGCGUCAGGUGCGUCAGAGGAGCACUGCUCUCAGACUCAUGCAAGGCUGGAUGAUCCCAGAUCUCCUCCUAUGACAAGAGUUGCUGGUCAAGCACCACUCAGCGGUGAUCACCCAGUAGGGCAUAGCAGGAUCUCAAGCUCCCACUCAAAAGCCAUUCAAACAGCCCAGUCAUCCUUUAUGGGAGCCAGAAAGGAUGAGAGAGUUGGGUGGUCUGGUUAUGAUAUCAAGACUCCACCACCGCCUUCACAGCUCAAUUUAUCCAAACACAUGCCUCGCAGGCGGCACCGAAGAUCUCACAGCAUGGAUACCAUUGGAGCAACCCCGGGAGCCAGUAGGAGAGCUUCAGAGCCAACCGAAAUGAGGUCAAGUCACAUGAAUGAUAGGCAGAGUUCACCUCUAGCUGGAACAUUGCUUACUACACAGUCCCCAAAAUCCCUGUUGGCUUCCAAACCCAGAACUGUCAGGCGUGUUGGACAAUUUCAAGUGGGGCAGACAGGGCUUGGGUUUGAUCAUGCUCUUGAGGUAACUGAGCGGUCAGCGGAUGGUCAUUCAUGGACAGCCACUUCAAAGCUGGUUAUCAAUGUUACAGCAGAAACUGGUGACUCAAUAUCUGGGCCUUUCCACACACCAGCUCAAUCAUUGGGACCAGGCACUGAAGACAGCAUUAGGAGUCCCAAGGUAGAAGAUCUAUGGGUUUGGGUUUGA
This is a messenger RNA of Tremella mesenterica DSM 1558, 1554 nucleotides long. RefSeq lists its product as uncharacterized. NCBI's taxonomy places the organism in Eukaryota, Fungi, Basidiomycota, Tremellomycetes, Tremellales, Tremellaceae. Bases 1 to 1554 code for a protein of 517 amino acids. The record is from RefSeq and is a predicted model, not a curated record. The transcript has a single exon.